Messenger RNA from Canariomyces notabilis, 400 nucleotides. RefSeq lists its product as uncharacterized. The record is from RefSeq and is a predicted model, not a curated record. The transcript has a single exon. Bases 84 to 296 code for a protein of 70 amino acids. Lineage: Eukaryota; Fungi; Ascomycota; Sordariomycetes; Sordariales; Chaetomiaceae.
CAAGGAAGUUAGAUGGCUUGCGAGGGAUCGUGAUCAAGGGAAAGGCUUACCUCAUCAUGUGUUAAGUGGCCCAUCUUGGUGAGAUGUUGAUGUCUUGGGAGCAGAUGGGGAGAGCUUUGAGUUGGGUGUCGUUUUGUGAGGCAGGACGUGGUCCCCGCUUGUCGUCGACUGACCAAAUCUCAAUAAUUUGGGACCAGUUCACAAAAUUUGAAUCAAGACACCUUUUUCCGAGCAGAAAUCGAAUAUGGAAUUUCAACUUCUCCAAAUCGAUGGAUAUUCCCAUGCUACUCUGCUGAGGUCCGCUUUUGAUUCGACUUUCCUUGCUUGCUGUGGUUGCUUCCUGGUGAUAUCUUAAUUGCCAGGGGUUGGUGCACUUGGUGGAUCUUGGACAUCUCUUGGC